Molecule: messenger RNA, 1437 nt
Organism: Diospyros lotus (date-plum)
Lineage: Eukaryota; Viridiplantae; Streptophyta; Magnoliopsida; Ericales; Ebenaceae
Product: CBL-interacting protein kinase 5
Exons: 2
Coding region: 10-1437 (475 amino acids)
Biological process (GO): protein phosphorylation; signal transduction
Molecular function (GO): protein kinase activity; ATP binding
Source: RefSeq, a predicted model, not a curated record
AAAGAAGAAAUGGAUAGGAAGAAUAAGAUCGGGACCAUUUUGAUGGGGAGGUACGAGAUCGGGAAGAUGCUCGGAAAAGGCACAUUCGCCAAGGUUUACCAUGGCCGGAACAUCAAGUCCGGCCAGAGCGUGGCGGUGAAGGUCAUCGACAAGGAGAAAGUUAUGAAGGUCGGCUUGAUCGAUCAGAUCAAGCGAGAAAUCUCCGUCAUGAAGCUGGUUCGCCACCCUAAUGUCGUCCAAUUGCACGAGGUUAUGGCGAGCAAGACCAAGAUCUAUUUCGCCAUCGAGUACGUGAGGGGCGGCGAGCUUUUCGACAAGGUGGCCAAGGGGCGGCUGAAGGAGGAGGCGGCCCGGAAGUACUUCCAGCAGCUGGUGGCGGCCGUGGACUUCUGCCACAGCCGGGGAGUCUACCAUCGCGACCUUAAGCCGGAGAAUCUCCUCCUCGACGAGAAUGGGAACCUGAAGGUAUCGGAUUUUGGAUUGAGUGCUUUGUUCGAGUCCAAGGGGCAAGACGGGCUUCUCCACACGAUGUGUGGAACGCCGGCCUACGUCGCGCCGGAAGUCAUCAGCAAGAGAGGCUACAAUGGCGAGAAGGCCGAUAUCUGGUCAUGUGGAGUCAUCCUCUUCGUUCUUCUGGCUGGUUAUCUUCCCUUCCACGACUCUAAUCUCAUGGAAAUGUAUAGGAAGAUCAGCAGAGGAGACUUCAAGUGUCCCCAAUGGUUUGCUCCCGAUGUCAAGAAGCUGCUUGGUCGGAUUCUCGAUCCAAAUCCAUGCACGAGAAUCACAGCUUCGAAGAUAAUGGAGAAUCCCUGGUUCAAGAAAGGGUUCAAGAAGAUCGAAGCCUACCCAGUUCCCCAUCCAGACGAUGUCAUCUCUCCCCGGUGCCUGCUCGAUUUCAACGCGUCAUUCGAGUCGGAUUCGGAGGGGAGUAGUAUCAACGUUAAUUCAACAGAAAACAAGGGAAAUAAUGUUGCAAACACAAGUAGUUCGAUGAAGCCCACCUCCAUGAACGCUUUCGACAUCAUCUCUCUCUCGGCUGGAUUCGAUCUGUCGGCGCUAUUCGAGAAGGAGAAGCCGGAGGCCAGGUUCACCACCACCAAGCCGGCGGCGACGAUAGUGUCGAAGCUGGAGGAGAUCGCGGAGGUGGAGAGCUUCAAGGUAAAGAAGCAAAACGGGACAGUGAAGCUGCAAGGGAGCAAAGAAGGGAGAAAAGGGCAUUUGGCCAUUAAAGCGGAGAUAUUCGAGGUGGCGCCGGCAUUACACAUGGUGGAGGUGAAGAAGGUGGCUGGAGACACGAUUGAGUACAGGGAAUUCUGCAACCAGGGAUUGAAGCCUUCUCUCAAGGAUAUAGUAUGGACUUGGGAUGGCUGCGACCCGCUGCAGCAGCAGCAAUCCAAGAACAAGGCCGCCACCACCAGCAAUCUUGCUAGGUCCUAG